Lepus europaeus (European hare) is the source of this 1500-nucleotide messenger RNA. It is a transcript of the gene AKIRIN2, whose product is annotated as akirin 2. The transcript is spliced from 5 exons. NCBI's taxonomy places the organism in Eukaryota, Metazoa, Chordata, Mammalia, Lagomorpha, Leporidae. Gene Ontology annotation, molecular function: transcription coregulator activity. Gene Ontology annotation, cellular component: chromatin; nucleus. The record is from RefSeq and is a predicted model, not a curated record. Bases 556 to 1167 code for a protein of 203 amino acids. Gene Ontology annotation, biological process: positive regulation of transcription by RNA polymerase II; positive regulation of innate immune response.
GACGCCAUAUUGGGGCCGGCGGCGGGUGGAAGAGUCGUACAGUACAGGGGGAAGCAGUUGGACGUGUUCUCCUGAGCUGUUGCUGCCGCAGCAGCCUCGCAGUCCCCCGACAGCGACUGCUGCUCGCGAACUGCUGGCCGCACUCGGGCGUAUUAGGAGCAGCGUCUCGGCCGCACACCCCACGGGGCUGCUAUCGACUUCCGAAGGAAGCAGGUUUCAGCGCCGGAGCGACUCAGGCGCGGCGCAAAGGCUUGAACGGACGGCGGGGGCGGCCGGAGCCUCUCCCGUGGGAGCCGCGUCUGAAGAGGCGGAAGAGCCCCCCACUGACGCGGCCGGCGUGCGCUGCCGCCCGCCCCUCCCGCCCUCGCCCGGGUCUGCCCUGGCCACUGCCCCUGCCGCGGAGGCAGCGGCGGCGGCGGCUCUCCGCGACCCGCCUGGCUGCUCCUGAGCCCGCGGCUUAGGCGCCCCUCGGGUCCCCGCUCUGCCCUCGCCCUUUCCCCUCCCGUCACCCCUCUCCGACCCCACCCGAGCCCGGCGCCUCGGCUGCCUGAGGCCAUGGCGUGCGGAGCCACUCUGAAAAGGACUCUGGAUUUCGACCCGCUGCUGAGCCCGGCGUCCCCGAAGCGGAGACGAUGUGCGCCAUUAUCAGCGCCCACCUCGACCGCCGCCUCCCCGUCGUCGGCGGCCGCGGCCACCGCCGCCUCCUUUUCGGCCGCGGCCGCCUCGCCGCAGAAGUAUCUCCGAAUGGAGCCGUCCCCCUUUGGCGACGUCUCCUCCCGCCUCACCACAGAACAAAUCUUGUACAACAUAAAACAGGAGUAUAAACGCAUGCAGAAGAGAAGACAUUUAGAAACUAAUUUCCAACAGACAGAUCCAUGUUGUAGUUCUGAUGCACAACCACAUGCAUUUCUCCUCAGUGGACCAGGCUCACCAGGGACAUCACCUGCAACAUCCUCACCAUUAAAAAAAGAACAGCCCUUAUUUACCCUACGGCAGGUUGGAAUGAUCUGUGAACGUUUGUUGAAAGAACGUGAAGAGAAAGUACGAGAAGAGUAUGAAGAAAUAUUGAACACAAAACUUGCAGAACAAUAUGAUGCAUUUGUGAAGUUUACCCAUGAUCAAAUAAUGCGACGAUAUGGAGAACAGCCUGCUAGUUAUGUUUCAUGAAUCACGUUUUCUGCAUUUGUGGGCUGCCUUGUUCCUUGUGGAGUUGUUGCAGGAGGUCCCAAUUAAGACAUGCAGCAAUGCCAAUACCCCCCUGUGAAUACAGGUUAUUUCAAGCUUUCGUCAGUGGCAACUCUUAGGCAGCAGCAGCUGGUUUUGGAAAUUUCCCUGAUGUCAGUACCACCUGGAUGUGGACUUAGGCUACCUGUAUUAAUACCAGUGGCCUCAUUUUGUUGUAUCCUUACAAUUUGGCUUCUUAUGUGUUUGAAAAGGAUUAAAGCUGGUGUUCUAGAACAUGCCCUUUGCUGGUUGUGUAAAUAAAACUGUAGAAUGACA